UCUGACUGCAUCAGACACCAUAGCCACCACCGCACACUGUGGUUGUGUAUGGUUUUUAAAUGAAAAAAUCCCAAUCCCUGUUCCUUCUUCUGCAGCAUCGCAAUCGCAAACCCUUCUCUUCCACUGUUCCUUUUCCUCACGAACCUUCUCUCCCCUCUCAAAUCUUCCUCAUUCUCUCUCGCCCUCAAUGGCGAAAAGACCCUUCGCUUGAUUCUCUAAUCCCUUCCCUAACCCCUUCCCUUCUCUCCUCUCUCUUCAAUCUCAACCCUGACCCUCUCACCGCCCUAAAUUUCUUCCGAUGGAUCCGCCACAAACACUCCUUCGUCCACACCCUCCGCACCUACGAGUCCCUCCUCCUUAUCCUCGUUCGACACGGAACCCUUCGUGCCGCCGAGAAUGUCCGCAACUCUAUGAUCAAGUGCUGCGCCUCCGCACACGACGCCAGGUUUGUGCUGAAUCUCCUCCGCCGAAUGAACACCGCCCCCGAGGGUCACCAACUCUCGUUUAAGCUCUCUCUCACUUCCUAUAAUAGACUCCUCAUGUGCUUGUCUCGUUUUUCUAUGUUUGAUGAAAUGAUAAGUUUGUAUAAGGAGAUGUUGGAUGGUUUCGGGGAUGACAGUGGUAAUGGAAAUGGUGAUGUUUUCCCUAACUUGAUCACGUUGAAUACCAUGUUGAAUUCUUAUUGCAAAGUGGGGAACAUGUCUGUGGCAAGACUGUUUUUGACUAGGUUGUUAAAAUGUGGGUUUUCUCCCGAUUCGUUUACGUAUGCUUCCUUGAUAUUGGGUUAUUGUAGAAACAAUGCUGUAGAGAGAGCUUAUAGAGUGUUUCGGAUUAUGCCGCAGGGGAGGAAUGCAGUUCCAUAUACUAAUCUUAUACACGGGCUUUGUGAAGCUGGGCGGCUUGAUGAUGCUCUUACCUUGUGGUCGCAGAUGAGGGAGAAUGGUUGUUUUCCCACGGUUCGGACUUAUACUGUUCUCAUCGAUGCAUUGUGCGAGUCCGGGAAGGAGGUGGAGGCUUUGAGUCUUUUUGGGGAGAUGGUGGAAAGAGGUUGUGAGCCUAAUGUUUAUACUUACACUGUUUUGAUUGAUUAUUUUUGCAAGCAGUGUCGGAUGGAGGAGGCGGUGGGGAUGUUAAACAAAAUGGUGGAGAAAGGCAUGACUCCUAGUAUUGUCUCGUACAAUGCCUUGAUUGGUGGUUAUUGUAAAAAGGGGAUGAUGGAGGAUGCUAUGGGGGUUUUGGGUCUGAUGGAGUCAAAGAAAGUUUGUCCCAAUGUGCAGACGUAUAAUGAGUUGAUUUGUGGUUUUUGUGAGGGUAAAAGUAUGGAUAGGGCAAUGGCUCUACUUAAUAAAAUGCUUGAGAGUAAAUUGUCGCCAAAUGUUAUUACAUAUAACACAUUAAUACAUGGGCUGUGUAAAACAGGAGUUGUAGAUAGUGCGUCUCGCUUGUUUCAUUUGAUGAUUAAAGAUGGCUUCAGUCCGGAUGAGUGGACUUUUAGUGCUUUUAUUGGAUCUCUCUGUAGAAUGGGCAGGGUCGAAGAAGCUAAUCAGACCCUGGAGUCCCUCAAGGAAAAAAAUGUCAAAGCAAAUGUUCAUUUGUACACAGCUUUGCUUGAGGGAUACUGCAAAAAUGGGAAAAUCGAAGAUGCCCGAUUAUUGUUCAAAAGGAUGCUUGCAGAGGACUGUUUGCCUAACGCUGUCAUGUUCAAUGUAUUGAUAGAUGGCUUACGCAAAGAGGGUAAAAGGCAAGAUGCAAUGUUGUUGGUGGAAGACAUGAGAAAGUUUGGUGUGAAGCCCACUCUUCAUACGUAUACCAUUCUUGUUGAGGAAGUAUUGAAGGAAUUUGACUUUGGCCGAGCUAAUGAAAUUCUCAACCAAAUAAUUUCUUCUGGAUAUCAGCCUAAUGUGGUCACGUAUACUGCAUUUAUCAAGGCAUAUUGUAGCCAAGGAAGAUUAGAGGAGGCUGAAGAGAUGAUGGUCAAGAUUAAAAACGAAGGCAUAUUGCUUGACCCCUUUAUCUAUAAUUUAUUAAUUAAUGCAUAUGGAUGUAUGGGACUACUUGAUAGCGCAUUUGGUGUUCUCAAGCGCAUGUUUGAUACUGGCUCCGAGCCUUCUUAUCAAACAUACUCCAUUCUAAUGAAGCAUCUAAUCAUUGAAAAACAUAACGAAGGUAGCAAUCAUGUGGGGCUUGAUUUAAGUAAUGUAUCUUUUAACAAUGCAGAUAUAUGGAAUAAAAUUGAUUUUAAAAUCACUACCAUGCUCUUUGAGAAAAUGGCAGUAUGUGGCUGUGUGCCCAAUCUUAACACUUACAGCAAGCUUAUUAGAGGAUUUUGCAGAGUAGGACGUUUGGACAUAGCCUUCAGUUUGUAUCAUGAUAUGAGGGGAAGUGAAAUUUCUCCCUCUGAAAGUAUUCAUAAUUCUCUUCUUAGCAGUUGUUGCAAAUUGGGAAUGUUUGUGGAAGCAGUGACACUGUUAGAUUCUAUGAUGGAAUGUGGUCAUUUAGCACAUCUGGAAUCAUAUAAGCUUCUUAUUUGUGGGCUGUUUGAACAAAUGAACAAAGAAAAGGCUGAAGCAGUUUUUCAUAGUUUACUACGUUGUGGGUAUAAUUAUGAUGAAGUGGCUUGGAAAAUUCUAAUUGAUGGCUUAGCUAGGAAUGGAUAUGUUGAUCAAUGCACAAAAUUACUGAGCCUUAUGAAGAAGAAUGGCUGCCAUUUACAUUCUGGGACAUGCUCUAUGUUAAUGCAAGAACUGAAUAGAGUUGAAGGAAAUGAUUGUUGAUUUUUCCCUGGAAUGGAACGGUUACAUUUCUUUUUAUAAAUAUCACCUAAUGUCUCUGGUACGGAUACAUAAUUUAGUUUCACAGCAAGACAUUUUGGUGCUUUAUUUUUGUGUUGAUAAGCUAUUGAAUGCUGCGAGUGGAUAUUUGCUUGUCUGCUCUGGUGCUGCAAGUGGAUAAACUAUUGGAUAUUGGUAACCGGCUUAUCCUUUGCUUUGUGAUAUACCUGACAAAGAUGAGACCAAGCCUACACCAAAAGCAAAAUGCACCUGUACCCUUUUUUCAAGUUUCUGUCUGAUAUUACUACAUUUCGCUCCUUUAUUGUCCCCACUUUUACUGGCUUCCUUGCAGCAUGGUGUCCUUUUCCACUGUCUUUAUUGCAGCAUUUAUCACCUUCAUAGGCUGUGUACAUUGUGGGCAUUUAGCUGCAGUCUUCAGUGUUGUAUCACCUCUGAUAAAAAAAGAAAACAUUGUUAGAAUAUUGAGGAAAAAAUUUGCAGUGAGAGGUAUACUGGUUUCCUUGUAUUUGAAUAAUUUUCAUUGUCUUCUAUAUACUCUAUUAGUUGAUAUGAAGAAAUUUGUAAAGGCCAUACGUAAUCUCUUUGAAUACAGUUCAGAUUUAUUCCUUUCUUAGGAGUAUUUUUAAAACAAAUCCAUUUCAAAGGUAAAUAAAUAUACAUUUCUCGAUUAAAUUUAAUGUACUAUAAUACACUAGCAUGUGACGAAAGUGUUUUUUAUACUACAAUUUCUGUUUAUAAUUUUCAAUUAAUAUGAUUCUCAACAAUUUAAUGGAUUCAACAAAACAAAACAUGAAUUAAUUACAAACGGUUCUGUUGCAUCUUAAUCGUAAAUUCAAUCAUGUAAAUUAGCAGGAACAUCGCACUACUUGAAAGAAUAAAUUAA
This is a messenger RNA of Vigna radiata var. radiata (mung bean), 3675 nucleotides long. RefSeq names its product pentatricopeptide repeat-containing protein At5g65560. The record is from RefSeq and is a predicted model, not a curated record. Bases 60 to 2774 code for a protein of 904 amino acids. Gene Ontology annotation, molecular function: protein binding. NCBI's taxonomy places the organism in Eukaryota, Viridiplantae, Streptophyta, Magnoliopsida, Fabales, Fabaceae. The transcript has 3 exons.